GUGUCAGAACCCUGCUACUAGAGCCUGGAUGUGGCUCUGAGUUUCAGGGUCACUGACAUUGAUAAGACACCUGCGUCCCAGGACUCGGAGGAGAAACGGCUGAUGGACUUGGCGGGGAAUUUGCGCGGGGUUUUACUGAGCGGGAAGAGACUGUUCAAAUGAGGGGGAGGGUAUAUAAAGGAGGGUUGGCCGGAGCCUCCCAUUCUUGGCUUUUCUGAUGUUCAUGUUUCCUACAGUAAAAGUUCCUGGUGAUACCACAGAGAGUCUCGUGUGUUCAUUCAGGAGCGGCUGUGGUGAGCUGACACUAAGCCAAGAAUACGGACACCAUCCCGCUGUAGCGGUGAGGUGUAACAUGCAAGUGGAGGAUGAAGAGCUCUUGGGCGCCGGAGGAGGAAGGUCGGAAAGGGCCACUCCCGAGACGGACGCUGAGUUCCACCAGCUGGCGGCCCUGGCGUCAUCCACCGCUUAUGCCCAGCCAAAUGGGGUAACCCAGAGGCGCGGAGUGGUGCGGGGAGAUAGCACCGGAGGAGAGGAAGGUUCACCUUCCCCAGGCCCGCAAAAGAUGGUGUUUCUGGAGGAGAGGAUGUCGGCGAUGGAGACCACCCUGGCAGUGAUGUCGAGGGCGAUGGAGCGCCUGGCGGUUUUGGCGGAGCCGGAGCGAGGAAGGGAACUCCGGGCUAGCUCAAUGUGGGACGUGAGCAUGGGAAGCAGCCAGGGCUUUGCAGACCUCCCAGCACCGAAGGGAAGGGAAAUGCGAAAGGAGCCCGGUGCCCGGCCCAAGAUCCAAACGAGCCUGACGCGGGUGGAGGAGAGUGACGACGAAGGGGAAAAGCCUCCGAGAAUCCCGGCUACGCUCCCAACUGAGACCCUGGUGCCCCUGGCGAAUGCCGGGCGUGGCACAGGACAAAGGGAAGCAGCAGCGGGGCCCACUGGCCCGCAAGGGGGCUUGCGACGGGCGGAGAAUUGGGGAUUGCCACCACAGGGACCCCUACCGAGACGAGAGGAACUAAGGAUCGAGUUUGGGGGAGAGUCCUCUGAACUGGAUUUUUUCCUGACCACGGUGAGGGGCUAUAUGGAGGACAAUGCCCACACUUUUAGAACGGAAUCCAGCCGGGUACGGGCCAUUGGUGCAGUGUUGAAGAGGGGAGCGGCCAGCUGGUACGUUCAACUACACGCGCGGCGCGACCCAUGUCUGGGGUCACUCCGACGCUUUAUGGGGGCCCUGGAGACCCGUUUCCGAGAUCCACUGGAGCAGAUCCGGGCGAGGGAGGAGUUGAAGACCGUCUCCCAGGGGCAGAGGUCGGUAUCUGAGUAUGCGGAGGAGUUCCAAUGCCUCGCUGAAAAGGUGCCGGAAUGGUCUGCAGUGACAAAGAUAGAACUCUUCAAAGAGGGGCUCAGGCGGGAGAUCCUCUCCUGGGCGGUGCAUCGUGAUGAGCCUGACACACUGCGCGGAUGGAUUCAGCUGGCGGGGCGCAUCGAGACAUCGCUGGCCCAGGCGAGGAGGCACCGAGGAGGGCUACAGCAGCGGCCGCAGAUGAAAGAGGGGAGCCGGAAGGAGGGAUCAACCCCAGCCGGGAGGAGAACGGAGCCGACAGGGAACGUGAGCACCAGCAGGAGGGGCUGCUUCGUGUGCGGCCGUUUGGGCCACAGGGCUGCCGAGUGCUGGCAGAGAAAAGGGGAAGGCGGAGGCCCGCCCAAACCAAGAGCCGUGGCAGGGAAACGCGCCGAGGAAGAACCACCGAUGAGGCACCACUCGGGGGGGUUGGACGAAGGGGAGGAGGACGCCAUGUCAGAACCCUGCUACUAGAGCCUGGAUGUGGCUCUGAGUUUCAGGGUCACUGACAUUGAUAAGACACCUGCGUCCCAGGACUCGGAGGAGAAACGGCUGAUGGACUUGGCGGGGAAUUUGCGCGGGGUUUUACUGAGCGGGAAGAGACUGUUCAAAUGAGGGGGAGGGUAUAUAAAGGAGGGUUGGCCGGAGCCUCCCAUUCUUGGCUUUUCUGAUGUUCAUGUUUCCUACAGUAAAAGUUCCUGGUGAUA
This is a messenger RNA of Anolis carolinensis (green anole), 2040 nucleotides long. RefSeq lists its product as uncharacterized. The record is from RefSeq and is a predicted model, not a curated record. NCBI's taxonomy places the organism in Eukaryota, Metazoa, Chordata, Lepidosauria, Squamata, Anolidae. Gene Ontology annotation, molecular function: zinc ion binding; nucleic acid binding. Bases 218 to 1807 code for a protein of 529 amino acids. The transcript is spliced from 2 exons.